Messenger RNA from Mesoplodon densirostris (Blainville's beaked whale), 1547 nucleotides. RefSeq names its product armadillo like helical domain containing 1 (gene ARMH1). The transcript is spliced from 13 exons. The coding region runs from base 219 to 1547 and encodes 442 amino acids. The record is from RefSeq and is a predicted model, not a curated record. NCBI's taxonomy places the organism in Eukaryota, Metazoa, Chordata, Mammalia, Artiodactyla, Ziphiidae.
UAGAAAACCGUGCAAAACGGCCACAGGAAUGCGUGCCAGCCCAUCCUCCACCCAGCUGGUCGAGGAAUAUUCUGACUGGUGAGUUAUUCACCUGGCUGUUAAGGCUGACAGGACAUUGUAGUUGGCUCCAUCCCUGAGGCUACGUGGAUGCCCUUCCCAGGAGCACAUACCCGGUGUCCUCUGGGGAGCAGUGGAGCCAACUUGAGGACUCACUGAUCAUGACUUCUGUAAAGCAGCAGGCAGCAAUUAGCCGGCUCUUGAGUUUUUUACAGGAUUGGGACAAUGCUGGCAAAGUCGCAAAGAGUCACAUCCUCAACAAUUUCAUUGAAACCAACCAAGGCAAGACUGCCCCUGAGCUGGAACAGGAGUUUUCCCAGGGAGCCAGCUUGUUCCUGGUCCACUUGACCACCUGGCUUAGACUCACCUACAUGACUGGCUCACGUUUAGAUAAGCUGCUCAGGUCCAUCGGCAUCUUCUUAUCAGCUGUAAGCAGUAAUCGAUAUCUUACAGAAUUUCUUGAGGUUGGAGGGGCCCUAACACUCUUGGAAAUACUUGCACUGAAGAAGAUCGAGGAGGAGGACAAGAAGGAAUCCAUCAAGCUACUUCAGGUUAUCGCAAACUCUGGCAGGAAGUACAAGGAGCUCAUCUGUGAAAACUAUGGUGUACGAUCCAUAGCAGAAUUUUUGGCAAAGUCUAAGUCAGAAGAGACCCAGGAAGAAGUGCAUGUUCUGUUGGAUUCUUUGAUCCACAGUAAUCCCAAGUACCAGAAUCAAGUGUACAAAGGUCUAAUAGCUUUGCUGCCCUGUGCGUCCCCGAAAGCUCAGCAGCUGUCCCUGCAGACUCUCAGGACUGCCCAGUCGAUCAUCGGGACGACACACCCUGGCAUUGUGGACUGCGUGCUGAGCGUGCUGCACACUAUGCACCUGGAAGUCCAGUAUGAAGCCAUCGAGCUGAUCAAGGACCUCGUCAACUACGACGUGUGCCCGGCGCUGCUCAAGGGUCUCGUGGCGCUGCUGAUACCGUCCUUCAAGGAGACCAGCAAACAGCAGUCACAGAUCGUCAGCGACUCUUCGGUUCUGCAGCUCACCGCCCACCUGCCGUUGUUCUUGCAGCAGGCCGCGGCCGCCAAGGCCAUCGGGAUCCUGGCGCGAGGCAACACGAGCCUGGCCGCGGAGAGGCUACACCUGCGCGUGGUGCACAGCCUCAUGGCCGCCAUGGGCAACAUGGACCACAGCAACAGCCAGCGGCAGGCCAGCCUCACGCUAGAGUACUUUGUGCAGUUAUUCCCAGUGGUGGAGGAGCACGUGCGCUGGUCCAUGGGGGAGGAACUCUACAAGCUCUUCCGUGGCAACGCCGAGGACUUAGAGGUGAAAAUAGACAGCAUUCAGGCGGACAUCUUGGCGACCAAAAAAGUCAAUGUCACCAAAGAGCUGUAUCUCAGUGGCCUCUCCGACAGCACCAUGAGCUUUUACUUUGGCCAUUGUAAUCAGGGUCAGGUGGCCUACAUCACACACUUCCAGAAAGAGGCUGUGGAAGCAAAGGACUAA